Penicillium angulare is the source of this 2265-nucleotide messenger RNA. RefSeq names its product PHD finger domain protein. Lineage: Eukaryota; Fungi; Ascomycota; Eurotiomycetes; Eurotiales; Aspergillaceae. Bases 1 to 2265 code for a protein of 754 amino acids. The transcript has 2 exons. The record is from RefSeq and is a predicted model, not a curated record.
AUGCUAAUCCACCCGGCAAUGCUCAGCUUCAGCUAUCCCAACGGCGAACCGCAAACUCCGACUCGGACCCCUACAACGGGUGCAAUCGACUCCUUUACUACACCUAAGCUUGAAUCCAGUUUCUUCGAUCCGCGGGUCACUUGGGAUACCGCCGACCCUUAUGCUUCUAGUCCGGAAUUUCUUCGUUCACCUCAAAAAUUCGCCCUGGGCACACCAUCAAACCCUUUUAAGACGAAAACACUAGACCCACGGAUAGGAGACUUUAAGGAUGGAAGGGCAUCGGAGCAGACAGACACAGCAAGGCGGAUUCGGCCGGUAAAGCCUUUAUCGAGCAUGAGUGGGGAUGGUCCUGGAACGGUGAAUUCAGCAAAGUCAGCAGCAUCGAUGCAAACACCACCACCUACCAGUGCAUCCAGGCGGAAGAUUCCUGACUUUGACCCAUUGAACAGCGUUGGAAGAGGCACGACGCCGAGAAUUGGUAAUCACCUAGAGACACCAAGUCGACUGUUGGGAACAUCACCGCGGAUGUUCGGUAAUCUACAAUCGUCACCGGAUCUCUUUCAAUUGGCCUCGUUAGAUCAAACAGGAUCUCCCUUCUUCCCACAGCAACGUCUAUUCUGGGAUCAUGAUCAGGAGCAACCAACUCAUGGUAUUCCCCUUCCCAAUGUCCACAGCGAUGCAGAACAUCCACCGAAACAGGUUCCGGGAACCUCCUUGAAUGGCCAUAUUCCACAAUUACCGACUAUUGAGGGCUCUAUGGAUCUGCCAGAAUUCACAGGCGGGUUUGGGAUCUCUUCUGCCCCGCCUACCGAUGCGGCAUUGUUCCCUGCUCCUUUCUCCGCAUCCCCUCGUAUGCCCGUAGCCAAGGCAGAAGAUCCAGCCAUGUUCUUGAGUUCUCCAGCUCGCCGUUUUGGCGGAACCCAGCUGACUCCGGAACGAAAUCCUUCCCGUGCUAUAAGGCAACCCUACCAUCACCAAAUUGAGGAGUCUAAACGGGAGGAGUUUCGUCGUGCGAGUGGAUAUGAGCCACAUGGCCCUGGAUCAUUUUCGAGUUUAUCAGAAGAGGAUGAUGACUAUACGCCUAGAGGUUUGCGUCCUGGGCUGACAAGAAGUGUCACGCACAACGCUCUGACAAGUUCAUGCCAGCGACCACUCAGUCAGGCUAGCGGAAGUAUGAGAUCUAGCAGUGGAGUUCGUAAAAGCCCGUCUAAAGGCCGAGCAUCUCCAGUUAAAGGGAUGCGACCCGCCCCUCUGGCGCGAUCAGCAUCUGUCGCUUCUAACUUCCCUACUCGUUCAUCAUCUGUGAUCCUUAAAAUUGGUCGCGAUGGUCGUGCGAAGGCUGAAAUGCAGCCCCUUGAUGAGGGACCCACUGGUCUGACUGACCCCUUGACUGGUAUGGACUUGGAUGGAUCUGCUACUGAAAGUGAGGCCGACCCGGCCGAAUACUCUGAAUACCCCGUUUUGCCUCGCUCUCAGUCUUCCUUCUCGCUGUUUGAUGGCAACCGGCCGACCUUGGCUCGAAGCGACUCUGGUUCUCGCCCACCUUCCAAGGGAUCAUAUGCCUCAGUUGGCUCAUCUCAGUCAGGGCGUAUGUCUCCCUGGGCUGGAUCCGGAUCCGUUCGAGGUGCUUCCGGUCGAUCGACAUACCGUGGAUCCCCUGAAGCCAUCAAACGAACACCUAAACGGCAUUCCUCUUUACUUCACUCUGAUGCUUCAUAUACUCGCGGCAGUGUUGCUUCACAGUCUCUACCGGGUGAGGAUGAUGAGAGCGGUGAUGCCCAGGCUGCCCUCCGACAGGUUCUUAAGGAACGUGGCCGUAGUACUAGGCCAUCCACUGCAAACUAUAGCUCUCGCACUCUUCCACGAUCAUCACAUACAUUUUCACACCUGCGAUCAUCUCCUCCACGAAUCAAUAGUGACUUUGAUAUACAAUCGCGCCAUUCCAAUGCCUCCCCAACUACCGUGACCGACCCAGACUUGGCGACUCCGCAUACCGAAAGGCACAGCAACCACAGCAACCCCAGUAAUGCUACCCGUUGCAUUUGUCGUUCAAUGGAUAAUGGUGGGCAUCUCAUGAUUCAAUGCGAAUCAUGCACCCACUGGUUACACACCAAAUGUGUGGGAUUGGAGCGAGCCAAUCUUCCUUCAUUUUACGUCUGCAUGUUCUGCGAUCAUACCCCAUCCCGACAACGCGUCCAGUCCGAAUACGGAGCUGGUGGCGGUCCCCCUUCACCUUUGGCGCAUAAAUCAUUUCGGUUUCGGUAG